Messenger RNA from Drosophila albomicans, 1773 nucleotides. RefSeq lists its product as uncharacterized. The coding region runs from base 1 to 1773 and encodes 590 amino acids. The record is from RefSeq and is a predicted model, not a curated record. The transcript has a single exon. Lineage: Eukaryota; Metazoa; Arthropoda; Insecta; Diptera; Drosophilidae.
AUGGACGACAUGGAGACAGUCAUGGAGACCCUCGACUCAAUUUCCAACGAGAUUCAACUAAUUCGGAGCAGCCAGAAUCAACCCAUGAUAUCCACUGAAUCGUUCAAUCGUUUUAUUAGCAAAAAUGUACCAACUAUGAUUAGAACCGUUCAAGUUCUAGAGGAUAUCACAAAUCGGAUAAUUGCCCGAUAUGAUCAGAUGAUGACCUACAAAAAUCGUAAGAUGGAAAUAGCAUCACUUGUUUCAUUUGCCGAAUGGACAGCUCUGCCAAAUGCUGAUUCCUUACAGCAUUUAAUGGAUCGCCUGCACUUGACAAUGUUCGGUCACACUUCCAGCGCGAUCCAUCGUAAGACACCUCAAGAAACUCUACUAUACCAGAUGAUGAGCAACUAUGAGGAGGCUUUAGAUGAGAGGUUCCGCACACUGCAGUCGCCACAACAAUUUGUCGGAUCACUGUACACGGACAUCGCCACAACCGAAUUAAAAGGAUAUUCGCUGAUGGAGUUCUCACUGCUGAUUCUACGCGCCACUGGGCAUGGCAACUUUACUGAGGAAACGAACAUAAUGCGUGAAAACUUUAAGAGGCGCACCGAAUAUUCUCUAAGCUUCUUAAGGAGUGUGAUGGAGCAAUCCGAUCUUCGCAUCUGGCGUAGUGAUCCUCCCAAUCAUAUUGCUGAAAUUACUUACGCAGAGGUUACACGGCUUCUUCAAGGUUACAUUGAAAAUGAGGACGGAUUGAAUGCAGACAGGAGGUGCAGGUAUAGCUGUGAGAUAUAUCAGGACACCACAGUCUCCGGCUGCAUCAGCGGUGCAUUAUGUCAAUCCGCGCCUCAAUGCUCAGGUCGCGUUUAUAACUGCCAGUUUGUCGAAAAGUCCAUGGGAAUUUGCCAGUCGCCGUGGUACAGCUCUCGUCGUUAUGAGUACAUUCAAUACGAUAGUGGAAGAGUAUUGGGAACAAUGUCAUAUUGCGGACGUGGCACAUCUAGAGCGGAAAGCUGGUAUCGUUGGAUCUUCUGGCAGUGCAGCUACUGCUUCUGCUUGUGUGAUGAGCAGGGCUCAAAGUCUGACCGAUACUUCAAUCUUCGUGAAACUGUAUCCGAUGUAAAGGCGAAUAAAGUGGUGACUGGAGUGCGAUUUGCGAAAAGAAAUCGCAUUAUUCACUUGCAGAUACAGGAGGGUCAACUUUUGCCCCUAGGAGCCAUCAAUGAGUCAACUGUGGAGUGGAAGCCUGUAGAUGACUACCUCAUUUCUUCUUACAAUGUUAGAGAGGGCAGGGACUAUCAUUCCAUGAGUUACCAUAGACGUGGCAUCAAUCUGGCUGAGGUAAUGAAAACGGAUGACAAAUCAUUUGUGGUAACUGGCGUGCGUUUGCGCUUGUCCUAUGGACGUCUCAAUCUCGAACUGCAAUUCACUAAAUAUGAUUUUAAAACUGGAGAACUAAUGGAAAACGUUUGGCAAGCCAGUAAGACAUUUCCAAACGUGCAACUGGAUCUCGAUGAUAAGGAUAUACCAACCAAAUCACGUCAAUUGUCUCAGCAAUUAUCAAAGGAUUAUAAUUAUUUAGAAUUUGUGAAUACCGGAAUAAACCAGGAUGCAGCGCAGACAACAAUUCCGUUUAUUGACAUACAAGAUGUCGUCUCUAAGGGUCCAGUUCCAUUAGCUGGCAUCGGCAUCUACUACAAAGCAGUUCCGGGAUAUGGUGGUUUCAUUGCACCUAAAAUCAUUCAAUAUGACUUUUCAUCUCACACUCCAGUGCAAGUAUCGCUGAACUAA